AGAAUCCAUUCAAAAUGUCUAACCAACUUGCCGUCUCCGAUGUCCCAACUGCUGCAUGGACCUCUCAACAGCCACGUUCUCCAAGAAUGUUUGACCAGGAAAAUGGCUUCUCACAGAACUUCCAGCCAUUCAUGCAGCAGAAUAAGACGGUGAAUCCAUGCACAAUUUCCGACGAUGUUCGCGAAGAAAUGAUGAGAUUGAGAAGAAGAGAAAAUGCAUUCAAAACUGCUCUUUGCAAGACGUUCCAGCUCACAAAAGCAUGCUCAUACGGGGAGCAAUGCAAAUUUGCUCACAGUGUCGAAGAGCUUCAGCUGAAACAUCAGAACCUUGGAAUCAAUAACCCAAAAUAUAAAACUGUUCUUUGUGACAAUUUCUCUACAACUGGACACUGCAAAUAUGGCACAAAAUGUCAGUUUAUUCACAGAACUGUGGAGCCAGCUUCUCUGAAAAUUCAAAAUCCACUGGUACCCCGAUUCCCCUCGUGGUUUGCUCCUCCAUCGAGCCUUGCUCGGGAAUUCCUUUGUCUCAACCAUUUUGAAGCAUCUACUUCCAGCUCUACCACCCAAAAAUUGACUUCUUCUAACCUUUCCACUUCAACUUUUCGAUAUUAUUAAUGUGUUAUGUAAAAAAUUUUCUUGAUUUUGCAUAAUAUGCAUAAUUUUCUUUGAUAAUCCUUGUGCAUUAUUUUAUUUUCACUUCUCUAUUUUCUAUUUUUAUAAUAUUCAAACAAAUAAUUGAAUAAACUUAUUAAUUUUUCUUGAUCAUCAAAUGAUUUGAUUUACCACAAAAAAAAAUGGAACAAAUAUUUUUUUAUUGUUUAGAAC
Molecule: messenger RNA, 824 nt
Organism: Caenorhabditis elegans
Lineage: Eukaryota; Metazoa; Nematoda; Chromadorea; Rhabditida; Rhabditidae
Gene: ccch-5
Product: C3H1-type domain-containing protein
Exons: 2
Coding region: 15-614 (199 amino acids)
Biological process (GO): cell differentiation; regulation of gene expression; negative regulation of translation
Cellular component (GO): P granule
Molecular function (GO): metal ion binding; mRNA binding
Source: RefSeq, marked reviewed